GGUGGUAGCGGUGGUGGUAGUGGCAACAAGGACCCAGCAGAAGCAAUGUAAACAUGGAGGUGAAGGCAGACGACACUGGCGGUGGUGGAGGUACUGAUAAUGACGCACACACCUCCAAGAUCAUCAUCAUCGGUGCUGGCAUGGCAGGAUUGUCAGCAGCUAACCAUCUCUUGAAGAAUAAUAUUGAUGACUUUGUUAUACUUGAAGCAAGGAACAGAGUGGGAGGAAGAAUCAUUGCUAUUACCAUAGAUGGACGGAGAAUGGAACUAGGAGCUAACUGGAUACAUGGUAUCUUGGGUAAUCCAAUCUAUGAGCUAGCCUCCUCACAUGGACUUGUCAACAUCAUCCAAGAAAAUAAACCACACAAUGUUGUAGCCACACUUCCUGAUGGCAAAAGAGUACCAUUCCAGAUAUUGGAGGAGAUUUAUGAUGCAUACUUCUGGUUCUUCAAGCGGUGUGAAGAAUAUUUCCUCUGCAAAUAUCUACCUCCAGAUGGUGUUGAAAGUGUAGGAGCUCAUCUCAGAUUGGAGAUAUCCAUAUAUCUUGAACAGUUUCCAAAGCAUGAGAGACACAUUAGAAACCUCAUUUUUAAUUAUCUCCUCAACCGUGAAACGUGUAUAAGUGGUUGUGAUUCGAUGGAUGAAAUUGAUCUAAUGGAAAUUGGUAGUUAUACUGAGCUUCCAGGAGGUAAUAUUGUAUUGCCAGGAGGUUACAGCAGUAUUCUUGGUCCACUUACAAAAGACAUUCCUGAUGAACAUCUCUUAAAAGGGCAUCCAGUGAUGUCCAUCAGGUGGAGAGCAGGGUUGCAGGGGUUUAAUACUACUGAUUCUGGACUAGAAGAAGAUUUUACAAACAAACCCUUAAUGAACUCUGAGGCUCACCUUCCUGAAUGCAGGAGUGGGAAUGCAUCUGUAGUUACUUCACCUUCAAAGAAAAUUCGACCAAAGGUGGAAGUGAUUUGUAAAAAUGGCAAAAAGUUUUGUGCAGAUCAUGUAAUAUGUACUAUACCAUUAGGAGUGCUAAAAGAAAGUGGAAAGACACUAUUUGAUCCACCACUGCCAGAUUAUAAGAUGGACUCUAUUGACAGGCUGUGCUUUGGUGUAGUAGAUAAAAUAUAUUUGGAGUAUGAACGACCAUUUCUGAACCCUGGUUUGUCAGAAGUGCUGUGUUUAUGGGACCCAAUAGACCCCAAGGAACCAGUGAAUGAGCGUUGGUUCAAGAAGAUUUACUCAUUUACCAAAGUAACUGAAACACUUCUCUUAGGAUGGAUCUCAGGAGAGGAAGCCAAGUACAUGGAGACUCUUCCAUUUGAUGUUGUCUCUGAAAAGUGCACUGAAAUCCUGCGUCAAUUUCUGAAUGAUCCAUUUAUACCAAAACCGAAGAGAUGUAUCAACACAACGUGGUGGUCGCAGCCAUUCACUCGAGGUUCAUACACUGCUGUGGGGGUUGGUGCCUCACAAGGAGAUAUAACCAACGUCUCCCAUCCGCUGUACAUGCAGCCCACAUGUAGUAAGCCAGCAGUUCUGUUUGCGGGUGAACAUUGUCAUCCAAGCUUUUACUCGACGGUGCACGGAGCUUACCUCUCAGGCCGCGACGCAGCUCAGGUAUUGUGUUUGCCUGAUACCCCUCCUGAUGAGGUUCUGGAUGUUGAAGGCACAGCAGAUUUGUCCUCAUGGCUGGAGGGUAUUUCUCUUACUUAAUUUUAAUAUAUAUCAUGUGAUUUUAUUAUCUAGAAAUAAACAUAUAACUACUGCAAAUACUGUACAUUUCUGGUCAUAGAGUAAUAUUUGUGUAGUAUUAAGGACCAUUUUUCAUAGUAAAAGACAUGGUGUCAGUCUUCAUUUAUAUUGUGUAUAACUGCAGACUUCACACACACUAUUAUAAUUAAGAGAAUUUAUAGUUAUUGUACAGUGCUUGACUGCCUCCUUAAAACUAUCCAUGUGAUGAUGUAUUUGGUCAGGUUGUGGAUGAGAUGACAUUCUGAAUUGAAUUGGCUACUGGUAGGCAUGUACUGUAGCAGUGCUCAAAGAAUCGCUUAUUAAAUAUAAGGAUUCAUUUAAAAUCUAUAUUAUAUAAUCUUUUAGUAAUGUAGUUAUUAAUUUAGACUGUGUAGUCUUUUUCAUUAUUCUUGAAUUCAAAAGAAGCAAAAGUAAAAAUAAUAUGUGUAUGUGGCCACCCAUGGAAGUGUGGGACAUGUGAUUGCUAUAUAUGGGAAUUUUAGUCAAAAAAAUAAAAAGCAAACUAAGCUAAUUUUAUGUAUAAAUAUUUACUUAAUAUAUCAAUUCUAGUACAGGUUUUACAGUACUAAAUAUAUAUUUAUGUAUAAAACAGGGACUCAGUAUAUCUGAUUCUCUCAUAUUUUACAUGUAAAUAGUUAUGAUGUUGACACUGAAGUUUAAUGUUACAUCACAUGCUGAGCUAGAUCAGUGUUGGUGGGUGACAAAUAAUUAUGGUUUAUACAAAAAUUGGUUGAUGAGAGGCCUCAUGUAAGUGAGUGUUACAUUUUACACUUUUACUUAUCAUCAAUAACUACUGAUCAGUUAGCUGUUGCUACUUGUAACACCUAACUUCUUGUCUCAAGCUUUUGGUCAAUUUUAUUUAGGCAAUUGUUUUUAUAUUGAGGCAAAUAGUGAGCAUUUCUGUUAAUCUGCUAGAAGUGUGAUUGUAUUUGAAAAGUACUGUGUAAUUUUCUUUUAAAGACAAUAUACAAUUUGA
This is a messenger RNA of Cherax quadricarinatus, 2715 nucleotides long. The record is from RefSeq and is a predicted model, not a curated record. NCBI's taxonomy places the organism in Eukaryota, Metazoa, Arthropoda, Malacostraca, Decapoda, Parastacidae.